UCUAUUUGCAGCUCAGGUGCAGGCUUGUGCCAUUGCUUGGAAGCUUAUAGCUGUUAAACAAAGCUUCACCUGCAGGUACAAGCUACCAAGUCCACAUAGAAAGUGAAUUAGUACUCACAAAGCCCUGGGAUGUUUCCUGAAGCAGCGAGGGGAGGUUGAGAACAGGUGAGGAGAGGUUGGGGGGCUGCAUCUCUCCAUCAUGGGUCUUUAGCUGCAGGUUAGCACAACAGUUGAAAAUGAAGCUACAACAGACACAGAAGUUACUCCUCACAUAUCAGAAACAACCAUUACAGACCCAACAGAGGCUAUUUUUAUAUCUGAGAGAACAGAAAAGCUCACAUUAAAAUAUGUUCUUGAGCUGCUAGCAAAACAAGCGCUAACCGCGGCUAACGAGCUAAUCGCUGCUAACCUGCUAAUAUGGAUUGGCAUCACAUCUUUCACAAAUAGAAACAGACUGGCAUGGAAGAGGCGUUGGUUCGUGUUGCGAAGCGGUCGGCUGAGCGGGGAGCCAGAUGUCCUGCAGUACUACAAGAACCCGCAGUCCCGCAGACCAAUCAGGACCAUCAACCUGAACCUGUGCGAACAGGUGGACGCUGGCCUGUCCUUCACAAAGAAGGAACUGGAGAGCAGCUACGUUUUCGACCUGAGGACAGAGGAGAGGAUCUGGUACCUGGUGGCUGAAUCCGAAGAGGACAUGAACCGCUGGGUGUCCACCAUCUGCCUGCUCUGUGGCUUCAACCCGACUGAUGACGCUCCAGACAAACCAUCUGUGUCCAGCUCAUCAUCCACAAGUACGACUUCAAGCACCACGAUGGUAACAGGGUCAGUCCCGCCCCCUUACGAUCCAGUGAGAGUGCGAAACUCCAAUCCUGAUGGUCACGCAGAAGAAGACUACCUGUGGUUAUCUCACUGCCAGAGCCACAUCAGGCCACCUUUAGGUUCCUCUACCUCUCUCGAAACGGACUACACCGACAGCCUCUACCCUCCUGCCUCAGCCACCUCCUCCUCGUCUUCCUCUUCUUCUUCUCCUUCCCUCCUUCCCAACGGCACCCUGCUCCCUGCUUCCUCCUCCUCCAGGACAGCCCCUUGGAAAGCAGGUCCUUUCGGCCAGUCUUUGGACACCGGCCUGACCUCUGACCUCCAGAAACGCGCCGAAAGGCUUCGAUGUCACCCAUCUCCUCAUCCCAGGAAGCACUCCCUUGACAUCCACCUGCGACCUGUGGCCAUACCUCUGGAUGAUUUUAGCUCCAACAUGCAUCCAAAUUUACGUGGCUACCAGAUCCCCCGUGCGGCAUCCACCCCUCUACCACGCGUCCCUCGCCGCCCGUCUUCUACCCCCAGCGUGGACUCCCUGACUCAGGCAGAGCUCCACACUUCAACCCCGACUCCUCCUCCUCGGCCGCCGAAGCCACUGAGCAUCGGAGCUCAGGUAGAGAGCUCAGCUUUGGGAACUCUCUCCAGAUCCACCUCGGAGUCAGAGAGAAGAGACGAAUGUGGAGACCAUGUGACUUUGUCAGGACGCACACAAACAGGCUGUGACUCCUUCUUCAUCCCUCGGUCUCUGUCCGACAGAGCGAGCAUGUUCGAGUUCAGUGAGAGCUUCAACAACUACUUUUUUAACAAAGGCAUGGUACCUCUGGGGAGUGUUUGUUCUGAAGAUGACGAUGUGGAUGAAAACUACGUUCCCAUGAGCGCCGCCACCACCGAGCCUCCUAUUGCACCAAGGGUGCAUCCUCAACAUCCUCCCUCUGACUCCUCCAUCCAGCUCCAGGAUGCUAACUACGUCCCCAUGACCCCGCUCACACCUUCCCUCCCCGUUCAUCCAACCCCUGCCACAGGCGACCCAGCAUCCCUGGGGAGGCAGGUUCCUCCGCCCGCCCACAUGGGUUUCCGCAACUCCCCGCUGACUCCCCUCGCUCCCCUUACCCCGCCGCUCCAGAGGAAUAUCGUAAACACUGCCGGGGGAGUGGAGGUCAACGCCAUGCCUCCUCCGAUUCAUCGCAACCUGAAACCACAACGUAGAGGAGUUUCUGUCAGUCAGCCUGUCGAGAGGACGAACAGUCAGACUGCUGGAGAGCCCAAGCACAAAACAAGAGUGAAACCAGCUCCUCUUGAGAUCCCCGUGCAGCAGGACUGGCAGGAAGUCCCGCCCCCUGUCCGCUCGCCCGUCACCCGCACCUUCACUCGAGAUCCUUCUACUCGUCGUACUGCCAGACCAAACUCGGCUCAAAGCUCCUCCCCUUCCUCCGACUCUGACGACCCAGACGACAGCUACGUCGCGAUGACAACAACAUCCAACCUCAGCUUCAGCUCCGGGGACUCGUCUCUGAGGCUCAUGCUGCACCGGGCGUCGGAGGGCGGAGUCAGCAGCCCGAUGCUGUGGCGAGCGAGGGGCAACAAACAGGUGGAGUACCUGGACCUGGACCUCAACACGGGGCGAUCGACACUGACAAGACAGAAACGCAGCACGGCCGAAGGGGAAAGUGCCGACGGCGAGCAGCCCGGAGCAGGCGAGGAGCGCGCCCGCGGCCAGCGUACGCGUGUGGACUACGUGGUGGUGGAUCCCAAAAGGACCAAGGCCCUGAGGAGCACCAGGGAAGCAUGGCAUGAUGGGAGGAUGUCCACAGAGAAAGAGAAGUGUUAGAAAGGAGCACUGAGGUCAUUAGAGGUCAAACACAGAGUAGACUGAUUAGUUUAGUGAUGAAGUGAUGAACUCCUGACUUCCUGUGGUGUUCAUGCUCAGAUGAAUCAUCCACUCGAGUGGGAUUUGUAGACGAUGUUUGAUUGUUUGUAACGGAGAGACUCUGCAGAGACACACUGCUGGUGAAAGUGAUCAUCUUCAACUCCAAGUUCUGAGAUUACAGCUCGUUAUAAACAACAAGCUUCACCUGCUUCUCUUUUAUUCUUGUCUUUUUAUUUUAUACCCAGAAGUUACCGAACAACAACCUCCACUAGUCGCUCUUUGCUUUCAGGACAAGUUGAAGAAAUCCACCAGGAAUGAACCACUCUAUGAAAAGUUAUUUUAAAUCACGUUGUGUCAGUUUUUCAGAGUUUAGACACUCCCGAUGAAUUCACCAGCAGUCAGCUGUAGCUGCUAAACUAAACUAAAAACCUGCUGGAGCUGUGUUACUCCAUGAAUGUUCUUCAGAGAUUAUUUAAAAGAUGCUGUAAAUCAUUAAACAAUCAGAACUAUAGAUAACUUUCGUACGUAGUCAUGCCAGCAGCUCGGUGAGCAGUGAGCGUGUCCAAUCAAAUCUGUCCUCACGAUGGGUGUAACGUUACUGCUGAAUAUUUUCUGUGAUCCUGUGAGAGGAAAUGUGAUUUCUGUGAUGCCACUUCAAAGGUGAAUAAAUAAAUCAACACUUUGAGACACUC
Molecule: messenger RNA, 3375 nt
Organism: Notolabrus celidotus (New Zealand spotty)
Lineage: Eukaryota; Metazoa; Chordata; Actinopteri; Labriformes; Labridae
Product: GRB2-associated-binding protein 1-like
Exons: 13
Coding region: 695-2644 (649 amino acids)
Source: RefSeq, a predicted model, not a curated record